ACCGAGGUUGUCAAGGAGUCAACACAGAGACUGUGCACCAUUUCUCCAUCGCUACAAUCCAAUUGGAAUUUUACGCUAACACAAGCAAGAAUAACAACAAAAAAUUGUAAGAAAACCGAUUAAUUUGUGUGAAACGAAAUAAAAACCGAAUCAUUUGUUGUGAAAAGUAAAAGAAAGUGACUGGUUUGAAAAUCGAUUGAAAAAUUUGACAAAUUGAAAAGAAGAAAACGAAAAUUGUUUUGGAUUUAAUCCAUUGCGGAUAUAUUUUUUUGUCAAUGCGACAAAACCGAGAUGAUAAUUUCAAUCCGAUUUAGUCGCAUCAAUAGAACACCAUCGGAAUUGUGCCAGUGUUUUUGUGAAAACUUUAAACUAGCAAAAUACAAAAUUGCCAAUAAUUUAUGCACAUGAGAUAUCUGCGUUUGGAUAAGAGACGGAGACAGUGCGUUGAAAUUUGAUCAAAGUUGAAUAAAUAGUCUCGAGUGCUGUACACCUGUUAGAUUAGACAAUCAAAUGAUUGGGUGCCAUUGAGAAUCUGAGAACAUCAACAAUUACCGCAUUAGGUAAUGAUCAAAGUGGACAUUUGUUGUUUAGCUUCUUUAAUUGCUGCUAUUUAAUCCAUCGUAGUAAAGGAAUAACACUCUGUCAGCACCCUCACCUGAAAAAACACAUAAAAGCAAGUCGGCUGUCCUUGCUUGUAUAAAUAUAAUCGAAAUAUUGCAUGUCAGUGUGAAUACCGAAUUAAAAUAAAAUCAUAUUCCCCAGUGCGUCUGAAUAACUGGUAUUUUGUGGCCAAAAGUAACGAUACCGCAGAAUUCCUCCCGGGUAAUUCAUCUCCGAAAAUCCAGCCAAAUACAUACACAAACACACACUGCUAGGUUAAUGGCAGUGAUGUUGUUUGGCGCAGUGAAUUAAUCGACAAAAGAAAUGCAAACAAUGUGGUGAGAAUAAAGUUAUAAAUCAAGAAAUUAAAUGAAAAGAAUAACACAAAUGAACAAGAAAAGACCAUAAAAACAUAACACACUGUAGGAAAUCGAGCACGAUUUCCGUUUCAUUAAAUAUUCGUCGAAACUUCGAAUUACUCGUAAUAAUAUGGUUUAACAAAUAAAAAUAUUAAGAGCACUUAAUAACAGACAAGGCCCAUCGUUCGAUGAACACAGGAAAAUUGUUGAAUUUCGUGAAACCGGUGAAAUAAUCGAAUAUUAGACAAGUUGUGUUGAGACGGCAUAUUGGUGUUGUUACCUAAUUGCUAUAAUCGAACAAAUUGAAUGGUUUUUCGAAUUUAUUGUGAUGAUUAUAUGCCGAGUAUUGGAAUGAAAUGAAAACUUUGUUACGUGUGAAUCACAUCAACUGAUCAACUUGAUCCCAUUUUAUUAUUAGACGUUUUCCACGAAACUUAUUUAUUUAUUUGGUCAUCGAUAAACUUGUGCUCAUUUUAUUGAAAAAUCUAUUGUGACGCCAGGAUUCGUGACUAACGCCGACCAAUUACCGUGUUUAAAACCAGCGAAAUUGUAUCGAUUGGUGUGUGUAUGAUUUGUGUUACUGUGAAUUUAGUUGAAUUGGUGAUGAUGACGAUAAUCAUUUGAAUCGAUUGCCAUAGUAUUCGAUACCAACAAGUAUUUGUGUGUAUUUAACGCGCGGCAUGGUGCUUUGUAGCGUUCCGCAUUACCAAUUUUAAUUGCAUAAAAGACCAUCAUUAAUUAUUGUCACUCGCACACUGUCGCCGUCAUUAGCGGAAUAAUUCAACCGUUACAUAAAUAUUGUAAAAUAAACCAAACGAAUGAAAUCGAUUCGAUUGAUUUGGUGUUUGAUGUAUUUGGUCUAGUUCUAUUUGAAUUUCAAAUUAACAUUAAUUCGGUGGUAUUGAUAUCGAACUAGCCGAUUGCACGGUAUGCCGUCGGCAUCGAAGUUAAUCGUUGACUAUGAGAGUUUAUUUGCUUGGACAAGUGACAACUUUGUGAAUUGUUAAGUGACGCACACAGUAUUUCAAAGAGAAAACCAGAUAAUUUUUGGAAGUGGGAGUUGAGUAAACGUUCUAUGACACUUCUAUCCAGAAGAAUUUUGUUGUGCGUAUGGUAAAUACAAUCGAGAAGAGAAAUUGUGGUACAAACAAUUACCAUCGCUCAUCUAAACAAAUAGUAGUUAAUUAUUUAUCGUGAAUUCCAAAGCAGUUUAUGUUAGUGAUACAAUAGCGACGGGCGAUUGCCUACUUGUUGUUUUUAAUCGAAACAACAUUUAUCCUGAACAAGUGAUACCACAGCAGCAGCCGACCAGAUUAUAUGGACGCCACCAUUGGAUAGACCUUUAAAAAAUACCUCCUCUUUCCAGUUCGACCACUAACAAAAGGGGGUUUAACUUUUUUUUCUCUACAUUGAGCCAAGCCAAGCCAUUCAUCGUGUUUAUGGUAAAUACGAUAUCGUUUUAUGAUAAAUUGGCGAUCAAAUUGUACAAAACAAAAUAACGAAAAUCGCUUUAUUCGGCCUGAGAAGCUGCCAAAAAAAACGAACAAAGUUAUUUAAUAAUUUGUUUUAUUAUUUAAAUUGGUGAAACAAAAAGUGGAGAGUGUUCGUGGAAGGUGAACGGGAAAAAGGGCAUUGAAAUUUCCAUUCAUUUUUUUUUUUUGAGUGAAAAACUCCAGUGUCGCAUUAAAGGACCGACAAAAAACAGUUCUGAUUAAAAAGAUAUUACCGAGCGUCGAUCGAGCACAACGAGAGAAAGAGAGAGAGAGAGUGUUUGUGGAAAAAAGAGAGAGCUGACAGCGUUGGCAAAACCACGCGCCGUUUGAACAUUUGUUAUUUCACAUAAUUUUUGGUUUUCGUUGCAGCUGUUUGCUUUUUUUGACAUGACAGCGGGCAAAAAGCCAGCAUCGAAUUCAAACCAACUGACAAAAUUGUGAAUGGGACGAUAAAAAAAAGUUAAAAAAAACAUACACAGACAGCCAUUGAAGAGCGGGGAUCGAGUCUUUGGAAUAACUGACAGUGAAAAACAAACGAAAAAUAAAUUCGUUCAAACAAAAACUGCAUUCGAACAAAAGUGGCUGGGUGAUUGUUCGUGAUUUAAUCGGUUUCCAUGCGUUUUUCCAAUGAUAACAACCAACGAUGGUUAUUUAUUAUCACUGGUUGGGACAUAAAACACCGGAGAACUGCGUUACGGCAACACAUCAAGGCAUCGAUUGUCUCUCAAACCACCAUCAUUCCAACAACAAUACCGUGAACGGGCCCACAUUGUCAAUUCAUUUGCACAAGAACUGUUCAAUCGAUUACAUGGCAUUUUGAAUAAAACGCACCGCUGACAUUGCGACGGUUAUAUGUACAACAAAAGAGAAUAUAUAAAUAAGAAAAAUCGAAUUCCGUGAAAUUUAUCGCGAUAAAAAAAGGCGAAUACAAAAGAAGAAUUCACCAAAUCAAUUCCAAAACGUAAGAACUCGUCGUGAAACUAUUGUGUGUCGUUCUGGCGAAGGGAGUGCUGUAGAUAAUUACAUUUUGAUUGAAUGAAUUAUAUAAUGGACUGAAUUGUGUUUGUUUGGGUGACGAUAGAGAGAAAAUCUAAAUAGCAAUACGAUACGCAUAAAAUUAUAAUUGAACGCAAGAGAAGAAUUGACGAACAAAUUCAAAUGAACGAAUACGCAUUGAUUAAAAUAGUUCAGUGCGAUUUAUCGCGUGUGUACUAAACAUAAACUCUCAUUCAAUAUCAAUGGCUUUAUUUAUGAUUUUUCGAUUCGACAUAGCCGCAUAUUGAUAUAAAUAUUGAAUUCAUCAAAGUCAAAAGCAUACAGCGAACGCGGAAACAAAUUCCCAUCAUUUCCGAAACCGUUUUUUUUUCCUGUUGGUUUGGUUUUAUUGUCUGAGAGAAAAAUGAGUUCAUUACGAAAACAAAUAGUGUGGCCGUUUUGAGAAUAAACAAUGCCGAUUGUAAUCAUCAUAGAAUAUUUAAUGAAUGGCUCAUGCGCCGAUUCCCACACCGAUAUUCUGAAGGCUCCGUUAAAUUAGUCAAUGGUAAAUAAUCAAAAAAAAAAUAACCCAAAAACCGAAAAAAGACGACGACGACGACGAUAACAACGACAAAAAGGAACGUUUACCUAAAGAAGCAAACAAAAAGAGCACAGUCAUUUGGCGACGCGUAAUCAAUCCGACGAAAAACGUCUCAAAAAUUAUUAUUGAACAACACGAUCAAAAAUAUUCGACAAAAAUAAACAGUCAACAAGAAGAAGAAGAAUGAAAAAAGAAAACUUUGAUAAAACCAAGGUGAAUUAUUCACAUCGAAACAAAAGGUGAAAUCCAAUCAUCACAAUUGACCGCCGAGAAGGGAACUUUGGCUUGAGAUUAAUUCAUUUUAAAUGUUGGGCGUAUUUUGUUCGUAUCGAUUGCGUGAAUAUUUUACGGCUUUCGAGCAAAUUGCUGCGUAUACGAAAAGUAUGAUAAUAUUCGACCACAGCGUGUGACCUGUAUCUGUCAUUUUGCAUUAAGCCAGAUUCAUGCGGAUCGACCAUAACACACGAAAGCGAUAAGAUAACUUUCAAAGUAUACAGACGUUACAAACAAGUGAUAGCCAAACUGAAGUAAUACCAACAGAUCAAAAAAUAUUUGUGUGUACUAAUUGUACGGACUACGAGUUCUAACUCGACAUCACUUAUUAUACCCCCUACGUUUGAUAGGAAAAGCCGUAAAACAGUCACACAUUUUUUGCUUCAACCCCAAAAAAGAAGCAACAUUUCCAAACACAGUGCAAUUAUAGAAUGGAUAUGGAUUAUUACAUCGGAGCAUUCUAUAUACAUUUGGUGCUAUUUUUGGCUGCGGUGUCAAGGACGAUGUGUGGUGAGAACAGCGUACAUUAUUGGGAGACGCCGUAUGCACAGCCAUUUUUUGAUAACACAACCAAACGAGACGUUACCGCGACCGUUGGACAACCGGCACUGCUCCAUUGCAAAGUACGCAAUCUGGGCGAUCGAGCGGUGAGCUGGAUUCGAAAGCGUGAUUUGCACAUACUCACCGUGGGCAUUCUGACCUAUUCAUCGGAUCAACGAUUCCAAGCCAUGCAUCAGGAGGGUUCCGAUGAGUGGACACUUAAAAUAACAUCGCCGCAACCGCGCGAUUCGGGCACAUAUGAAUGUCAGGUAUCAAUGGAACCGAAAAUCAGCCAAGCAUUCCGUUUGAUGGUCAUCGUUUCACGAGCAAAAAUACUUGGCAACUCGGAAAUAUUUGUUAAGAGCGGCUCUGAUAUCAAUUUAACAUGUGUAGCGAUUCAUUCGCCAGCGCCGCCAUCAUUUAUCUAUUGGUACAAAGAAGGACGUGUCAUCAAUUAUUCACAGCGAGGCGGAAUUUCAGUUUUGACGGAACGUAAAACACGAACGAGUAAAUUGGUUAUUUCAAAAGCGAUGUCAUCCGAUUCGGGAAAUUAUACAUGCAUACCAAGCAGCUCGGAUGCAGCAAGUGUUUUGGUGCACGUAAUCAAUGGUGAGACGCCUGCUGCUAUGCAGUAUGGUAACAGCAGUGCAAGUAGUCUAUUUUUUCAGUCGAUUUUUGGUGCAUUCUUUGGACGUAAUCGUAAUACGGACACAAUUCGCAUGGGCAACGACGAUCACCGCCAAAUACAUAUUAACGCUAUGGCCACUGAUGAUGCCGGUUCCAUUGUUUCAGCAUCGGAGCGUCGUCGGCUAAAUGAAGCAGUUAGCACUGAUGCAGCAACAGCCAUUGCGCAAAAACACCGGCUACACAUUGAUUACAGCGACAGCAUCACAUCGUUGCCAAUAAAAAUGGCGCAUCAUGUGUACGAAUUAUUAUCAGGUCAAUUGCACAUAAUUAUCCAUACGAUUUAUAAACAAUUUCCAAACACGAUACUCUGCUGGAUGUUCCAUUACAUUAUUGGCACGGUGUCUAUCCAUUUGCUGUUGGCGACGAAUAAUAGUUGAUUUUAAGAAUGAAAAACGUUUCACAUGAAAAUCAAAUCACAUGGAUUUUAUACUACGUGAUUGAAGUUUGGGGUCGGGAUUAAAAUGCGAUCCAUCUGAGCUGUGUCUCACUGGCUCGGCCGAAAGAUGGUUGAGAGAGUCUUAAAUUGUAAAUAAUAAAUAACAUGUACUCAAUUGAUCGACGGAUUUUAUGGUAAAAUCAAUCAUUUUAAAGCAUCUAUAAAUGGAUGGGCAUUUUGUGGUAAGGCUUUGAUAGUGGCACACCAACCAAAAAUUGUUUUCUUUUCCGAAUUCUAAUAAAAUGUUUUUAGACAACUGCAUGGCUACUGCAAUGCAACAUACAAACCAAAACAGCAACUCUAACACAUUCUAUUAAUAUUGAUAAUAUUUUGUGCAUCAAAACCAAAUUCGAUGGCGGUGAAAGUAGGGCAACAAAAGUUUUGCGAAUCGAAGAAGAUCAAAGUUUUCAAUAGCAUCAUCAAUUCGAACAAAAGCCAAAACUUUCGAUUUGAAACCCAAUUCGUAUUAAUCAUCAUUUUUCAUGGAGUUCACACAAUAAACAAAACAGAGAGAAAAAUUCGAAAUAUUUUCACAAUAAAAUACUAUCUUCGACUUAAGCGAUCCACAAUUUAGGCUGUGAGAAUGAAAAUGGCAAUACAGGAAUGAACAUUCUGAAGCGCAUCAAGAAAAAAAAAUUCGCAAAAGUGAAUCAUGAGUUCUGAAUACGCAAAAGUGAACCAUGAACCUCCUAUGCUGCCCAUGUAAAUUCAUGUUUCACUUUUGCAUAUUCAGAACUCAUGAUUCAUUUUUGCGAAUUUUUUUUCUUGAUGCGUUUCAGAAUGUUUAUUUCUGUAUUGCCAUUUUCAUUCUCUCAGCCUCAAUUAUUACCAACCAAAAAUAAAAUGGUUCACUGAAACGAAAUCCAACGUUUUAUUUUCCGUACGUACGUAUUUCCCUCAACUUUUUUAAUGAUGUCCUGGGAAAUAUGUGCAAAUUGCAGGGAGUGUAACUCCGAGGAGGAGGAAUGGUGGGGAGGUGAAUGAGGAGGAGGAGGAGAGCGCUGAGGAGGUUCCUCCUCCUCACAUGAGGAGGAAAUAAAAAUUACCAAAAUUGAGGCAUAUAAAUUUAUUUUAAACAUUUUAAUUGAUUUGGAACGAAUGCCAAUGAUGAAAAGCUACGAUCAAAAUCAAUAGAAGUGUUUAAAAUGAAUUUAUAUGCCUCAAUUUUGGUAAUUUUUAUUUCCUCCUCAUGUGAGGAGGAGGAACCUCCACAGCGCUAUCCUCCUCCUCAUUCACAUCCUCACCAUUCCUCUUCCUCGGAGUUAAACUCCCUGGCAAAUUGAAUGUUCGCAUAGCGAUUAAAAUUUGGAUGGCAUCCCUAAUUGGUCCAGCUCUGAUUUUCUUGCCCACGGCCGCUCAAGUUACAAUGGAACACAUGCAAACGGCCGUACGGAUGACGUAAAUGAAUGAUUGUUCACUUUUUUUCUUUCACUCCCUCCAAUCACUUCAGUUUCAUUUUUUUAUUACCAAAAUUUCAAUUGGAUUUUCAUGAGUUAUUAUGCAAUGAUAACAUUCAAUUCAAUCAACAACUAUGCAAACAUCGACAACAACAAACAAACAAAUUCAACCCAAAAACAAAUACAAACAACAUUCAUUUAUGUAUUCACACGUAUAUAGACAAAUAACGUUUCGAAUAAAAAUAACUACAUAGCGUAAAUGAAAAGUGUAUUUUAAUUGAGAUACGAUUCAAUAAUAUUAACUCCCCCCAUAUUCAAUAGCCGAAAUAAACAAAAGAAAGAAAUAAAACAAUGGCAGCAACAGCAAGUUAUGUGGAAAAAAUCAACACAUUUCCUCCCUGAUAAUAAUAAUAAUAAUGAUAUAAAUGUGUGUAUUGAUUAAACAGACGAAUAAAAGAAAAUCACAAUAAUGAGUGCGAGAGAGAGAGAGAGAGAGAGAGCGAGCGAGCGAGAGCGAAAGAUGAAAAACGAAUGCAUCUAUGGACUAAAGGCAUAAAAACGGAUGAUUUUUUUAUUAUUAUACAAUCAUUUCUGUCAACAAUUAAGAUAAAUGAACUCUACUUCGCAUAUGUAUUUAAAUAAAGAGCAAACUGUCAGAGAUAAAAGAUGGAAAAUUGCUGAAUGAUGUCGUUGUGGAGUGAAAAAAAAUACCAUACCGAAGCACAACCAACAGACACACAUAUAUUAUGUGAUUCGGUAUGAAUCGAUUUGCAGUAUGGAGAAUUGAUUGAGUAGCGACGAAAAUUGUAUGAAAAUUUUCUAAAUAUAUAAAAUAUCAACAACAUUCUCUCAUUCUAUGCCAUUUAAAUAAUAAUACAUAAUGAAUGAAUGAUGAAAAAAAAUGAAACUGUGAAAUGUAAUUCGAAACCAUUCAUUUACAUAAUAUGCUCUAUAUACUGCAUAUAAUGACAUCAAACAGAAGAAUUUAAAACCAAAAAAAAACUUCAAAAAAAAUAAAAAUGAAACACUACAUGUAUUUAGUAACCCCAUUAAUUAAAAUUUUAAAUUAGAUUUUUAAGAACCGCAUCAACAUUUCAUCCAAGUAUGAAGUAUAACAGAAGAGAAAAACAGUACAGACAAUUACCGUACAUAAUAUAAAACAAAAUCAUUUAA
Messenger RNA from Sitodiplosis mosellana (orange wheat blossom midge), 8534 nucleotides. Its product is annotated as hemicentin-1-like. Lineage: Eukaryota; Metazoa; Arthropoda; Insecta; Diptera; Cecidomyiidae. The transcript has 9 exons. Gene Ontology annotation, cellular component: neuron projection membrane. The record is from RefSeq and is a predicted model, not a curated record. The coding region runs from base 4733 to 5905 and encodes 390 amino acids. Gene Ontology annotation, biological process: synapse organization.